GGAGGAAAAGAGGAGCAAAACCCUUACAUUACAAAGUCCCCCAAAUAGAACUAUAUUCGUGACCUUGUAAAAAAAUGACAAUUUUAACAGGGGGUGAAUAUGGGUGCGUCAAUCCGCUGAUCCGCUACAUUUUCGGAGCAAAUCCGUGGAUCGGCAGAUAUUUUUAGAUCCGCAUUGUUUGACAGAUAAACAAUAGCAUCCAUUGAAAUUCAUUUAAAACCCGAAAUUGGACCGUUAAACAGUCAAAAUCCGAAAUCCGCUCCCAAAUUGUCGACAGAUCCGUGGUACGCCGUAUUUCCAAAAUCCGCCAAUCCGCUGAAAUAAUCAUCAAAAUCUAUAAUCCGUGAGCAUUUAGGGGCCGAAUCCGCUGAUCCGUUGACCUAUUCCACCCAUCCCUCCUAACACCACACGUUCAAAAAGAUAAUCUCACAAUGAUACAUAGAGGCUUGGUGAGCUGGUGAGAGGCCGAUAUAGGAAACUGGUGAGAGACCAAUGACUAGUAAAUCUGGACUGGGAGAUAAAAAUGCCAAGAUGGCGAAUAUAGAAACCGGUAGUAAAAGGCCAAUUGCUGUAAAGCUGGACUGAGAAAUAGAAAAUGCCAUGAUGGCCAAUAUAGAAGCCGGUAGUGAGGGGCCAACUGCUAAUAAAUCUGGACUGAGAUACAAAUGCAAAGAUUGUGAAAUGUAACGCUACCAGUUUCUUUGUCGUAUCCCGGUAUCUGGUUUUGUGCCCUACUUUGCUCAACUCUUACUACCCGUUAUGUUUUUAUUCAACGCGCCAAAGCCAAACAGGUCACACGUGAUAAUGUUUUUGACACGAUUCCUUGCUAUUCGCCGGCCAAACUUACAAUAAUCACGUUCAAGCACGUCACACUGAAGUAUAGAACAAACACACACAGAAAAGAAACAAACUCGCGGUGAAUGGGUGAUAACGAGAGGGAAUUUCACGUGUUUCAAAGGAAGCGAGAAAUAAAAAGACGAUUUUUCCGGGAUAGAUAACACAUUCAUCAAGCAAAGAAGGGAGGUCGAAUGUAGGAGUGAGGCCAUGCGUGGAUUAACGUGGUGUAUUGUUCUCUUGGUGGGUGUACUGCUGAUGAUGCACAGUGGUCAAGGUGUUGAUAAUGUGGACAAGAGACCGCAAGGCAUCAAUGAGGACAGGGCGGAGAAUGCGACCGUCAGGGCUAUUCCAGGAAUCCACGCGCAGCGACGAGGGCCACGUCAUCGCCGACAUCACGUGCUCAGCCGCAAGGACCGUCGUGCAUUGCGGCACCGCUAUAACUCCGUGCUGACGAUAGGCGUGGGCCUGGGCGUGGCCGGGGGGUGGAUUUGCAUCGCUACCCUCGUGUAUGUCGUCCGAUUCAUGAAGGCAAGAGGCGUGGAGAAGAAGCAACUAGAAGGCGAGGGACUCAUUUGAGAAGAAAUUCUAAAGAAAAGAACAUAAGAUAUUCAAAGAAAAUGAGCUGCCCUCAUAAGAAAGGAGAAACUUGAAAAUACAAUAUUCUAAUAACAAAAUAUAUUUCAAGAAAAUUAUCUUCCUUCAAAAGGGAGGUACUCAUUUCACAAGACAUUUAAAGAGAAUAUACAGCUUGAAGUAUUCAUUUGAAAAGACAUUCAAACAAAUAGGUAACCUUCAGUAGAAAGCAAUAAAGCGAUUAAAAAGUAUAUUUCAAGGGAAAAAGUGCUUUCAAAAAAGGGCGAAAGACUCAUGUGGAAAGACAUUCUAAGAAAAAGAACAAAAGACUUUCUAAGAAACCAGACAUCCUAGAAAGCGAAGAUACUAGAAGUAUUUUAGAAAAUUGUCAAGCUUCACUAAGAAAGCAAUUUAAAAAUCAACAAUACAGGUCGCAUAUAUUGGAAACUGAUUUGUCCUGGACGCGUAAUCAGGUGAUAAACAUAGAUUUUGGUUGUAAAAGCACUCAGCGCCUGAAUUUUCACCAUUUCAUCCAGACCAACUCGAUCAGUCGGGGGCAAGGAUUCAUGACAUCUUUGGUUUACAUUAAAUUAUUAUAAGGUAGCGUUUCAUUGCAGUAUUGUAGUAUUUACAUCUCAUCAAAUAUAGAAAUGAUUUAUUGUU
Messenger RNA from Nematostella vectensis (starlet sea anemone), 2073 nucleotides. RefSeq lists its product as uncharacterized. NCBI's taxonomy places the organism in Eukaryota, Metazoa, Cnidaria, Anthozoa, Actiniaria, Edwardsiidae. The record is from RefSeq and is a predicted model, not a curated record. The coding region runs from base 1045 to 1413 and encodes 122 amino acids. The transcript has 4 exons.